GUCUGAUGGGAAUGCAAAGACAGAGAGAGAGAGAGAGGCAGAGAGAGACAGAGGGCAGGGAAGAUUGCUGAGUGACUGACAAGCCUGUCAACCAGGUGGAGUUAGUAGCAGUCUGGCAGGAAUUAUCACAAUGACAUAGCUGUGUUUGUGUUACCAAGUGUGGAACUGGAUUGCACCUGAUCUUUUCACAGAAGGAGAGGCAACCUUAGGGCCCUGUGGACUCCCCACGACCACCACUAGGACCAGACUUGACAGAGUGGAAUUUCCCUCCUCUUCCCUGGCUGGAGCCGGGGGCAGAUGGUCACUCUGAGAGUUUGAGCAGAACUCAGGAAGGAGCAGCGAGAGGAAGGGUGGGAGGAGGUCCAGAGAGGGAGAGGAAGAGAAACGAGGAGUGGACAGAAGAGGAGACAUGCAUCGGUACGCUUCAGGACGAACUGUUUCCACCACCACCACCACAACAGAGGACUCUCCAGAGUCUACAAGUGAGAGGAGGAUCAGACGCCUCCGGUUAACUCUACACGCUGGAGAUAAUGGAAACAAGGAGCCCAAAACCUCAAACUCAGACACAGCUGAGAAAGAGAAGGCUGUCAAUGGGGCAUGGAAGAAGAAGAAUGGGCUGAUCCAAAGAGAGAGGCCAGCUGGCAGGGAGUCACCUCAGCAGCACCUCGGAGAUAUGACCAAUGGGGUGCCAGAGACCUCGCUGCAGCAUCAUGGGCCCAAAGUGUAUGGCGUAGUGCAGCGGAUGGGUUCGGACAGACAGCAGGAGGUGAUGGCACGCGAGUGGGCGGCCAGUCACCUUCAGGAUGAGAUGAAGUACAUCAGGGAGGUGAGAGAUUCUUUGGAGAAGGUGAGAGAGCGGAUGUACGGGCAGUUCGGAGGAAUGCAGCAAUCAAUGCAGAAGCUUUCACAGGAAAUCAGGGCUGCCAAUUCACAUCGCAGGAGUCUGGAGUCAGAGGUGAGGGUCCGGACGGCAGCCAUGGAGAGCUUCGAUCAGAUGAACAGCUCCCUCAUAUCUUCCAACAUCAGCCUGCAGAAAUCCCUUCUGGAGAACUGUCAGAGAAGGGUCGGCGUGAAAGAUGAGGUGAAGAGUUUGCGGAGCACCUGUGAGAAAACACAACAAGAACUCAGAGAAAAGGAGAAGGAGCUGGCAGCAGCGCAGGUUGAAAACCAGUCUUUGAAACUGCAGGUGGAGUCUGCACAGGAGGCUCACAAUCAGGCGAUGCAGAAGCUCUCAGAAAAGCUCCAGCGGGAGUACGACGAGAAGCUGCAGGAGGAACAACGGAAACACAGGGAGGAGAUUGAAAAGCUACAGGCCCAACUCGAUGAGUACAUCAGGCGACUGGAGGAAGCAGAGAGAAAUAUCAGGAUUGCAGAGGCCAAGAUUGAGGAGAGGGACCAGAGGAUUAUUGAACUGGAUCGUCUGCUGGACUGUAUGGGAAAGGAAAAAAGUCAGCUCUGCAAGAAGCUGCAGGAAUGUGAACAGCGCCUACGCUUGCUGGAGCUGACAGACCAGACCGAUGCAAGUGUAGUCAAAAAGUCCAAAGAGCUGCAAGCUGAAUCUGUGGAUCUCCGUGAGAGAAUCAAACACUUGAACGACAUGGUGUUCUGCCAACAGAGGAAAGUCAAAGGAAUGAUCGAGGAGGUUCAAUCACUGCGAGCUCAAGUUGCUCAGAAGGACAUGUUCAUCUCAGAGCUCCUGGACAGAAUCGCGAUAGUGGAGUGUGAGAAUAAUGAAUUAGAAGACAAGCUCAAGUAUUUUAUGUCCACACAGAAUAGGCCCCACGAGGAAACCAGGGAGGUAGGAGUAGGCUGCGAUCUGCUCCUCAGCCAAGAAGCUAAAAGGCAUGAUGUUGAGCCUACCUGUCAUGAAUCAACUCAUCUCCAUACCAUACAAGAACUACUACCUGCUCCACCUCCACCACCACCAGUGAAACCUUCACCAUCCACUCUACCUCCACCCUCCACACAACCUCCACCCCCCUCACAACCUACAUCCCCCACACCACCACUAUCUCCCCCACCACCUCUAUCUCCCCCACCACCUCUAUCUCCCACCCAACCUCUAUCUCCUAUUCAACCUUCAUCCCCGAUACAACCUGCAUUCCCAGUACAACCAUCCUCCCCAAUACAACCUGCAUUCCCAAUACAACCAUCCUCCCCGAUACAACCUGCAUUCCCGAUACAACCUGCAUUCCCGAUACAACCUUCAUCUCCCACACAACCUUCACCCCCUACAUCUCCCACUCAAAGUCCAUUCCACUAUCUAACAAUGCCCACCCAACCAAGGACGUUCAAGUCUAACAACCCUCCACCCAGCAGGCUGGAGUCCAGUUUACUGAGGUACACUCCUGUCCAAUACAGCCGCUUCCUGCAGUCCAACCCCUCAGUAUCAAGUGGGAUGUUUCCCUACACCCGCCCGUCUGACUCGCCUCCUGCGAAUCCAGUCCAGUCAGGGACAGAUGAGGUGGACGCGGAAACAAACACAGACACACGAUCAAGUUCUGAGGAAUCCACGUCUUCCCUGUCCUCUCUGCGACCUAGAUCAAGAGUACCUCAGGUUUAUACGCCGUUCAUGAAACUUAUGGAAAUAACAGCAAACAUAAACAUAGAGCUAACAGUGAUGAUGAUGUCCUCGUCGUGGACGGAGCGCCAGGGACAGGUGGGAGACCUGAGACACCAGAGCAAAGAGGAGCUCCAAGAACUGCUCCUGCGACAGGAGAAGAUACUCUCUAACAAGAGGUUUGUACAGAAUCUUCCUGACAAAGGGAAAAAAAUAAAGGACUUCGCAGAGAAACUGCGCCUUGCCAUUGAACAUCAUGAUGAAGAGGAGAGGAGACAGGGCUUGGUGUCCGCUGCCAGGACAGAGUUACAGUCCAAGUAUCAGCAAGCUUUCACUUUGCAACGGCGUGAUAUCCCCAACACACCAGCAGACUCACACCUCAACAGGCAAAUUGAGGCUGCUGCAAGCAAUGCGGUACAGGACAGGGAGACAUUACCUGUCUCAGCUCAUGUGCUAGAAAAUAACACUUUGAAUGAGCAACAGGACCGGUUUGUCUCCAGAGCAGCUGCUGGUGAAACCAUGGAGACGGCUGCUGCUGGGGCCUCUCUGAACUCUGAUGGGACAAAAGAGAAUGACCUUGUGGAGGCCUUGGAAAGGGUCAGAGUGUCUGAAACUAGUACUGGUUUCAGUAGCGAGUCCAAAGACGCAUUAAACAGCACAGCAAGAGACAAUUACUUCCUCCGAAAGCAAACACCAAAGAAGCCUCACUAUGUAACUGUCCUGGAAAAAACGGAGAAGACACCAGCUACCAGGAAGCAAAAAUUCAAACCAAAUCAGCUACCCAACAGAAGUGACAUCUCUCCAUCAGGAUCCUCGUCACCCAGCCAGUCUUCUGAAGGCUCAUCACCGCUUUCUGCUCAGGCCAGGAGGGAGCGGGACAGAAAACACCUGGAUGACAUCACUGCAGCCAAACUCCCUCCUCUCCACCACAGUCCGGUCCAGCUUCUGUCUUUGGAUGAGUCGGCCAUUCUCCUGAGGGAACAAACCAAAAAGCAGCAGGAGUUGCAGGCCAAGCUGGCAGCCCAGAAACUGUCUGAGGGAUUGAAGAUCUCUAUGGGGAGCUACACUCCUGACAGUGGCCCCAUGGCUGCCUACAGAGAGGUUCACGAUGAAGGAGCCCAGCUCUCCUCAGAGGAGGACUGAUCCUGGAAGGCUGGAGCUGGGGAAACCGGUGUGACCUUGGCCCUGAGGGAAACAAGCUUUGGACCUCGCAAUCAGGACCCAUCAAACAGGAUUUUAGCUCCAAGGACAAGAAUUCUUAAGAGAGGAAAAGAGUCUUUGCAGCAUGUGAAGGCAGAGUUGCUAUCCAGACUCAGCUCAGGAAAUUGAAUGGCGGGCAUUCAGUCAUUCAGCUCGUAUUGGGUUCAGUUGUUUCAGUGUCCUGCAGGAAUAAUAAUACCUGCUGCUGAGCGGGAGUCUGAAAUGCUAAAUUUAAAGCAUGUAGGGGAAUGUUACUCGUCACAAUACUGAGACUGAUGCUGUCAGGACUGUUUUAACCUGAGAGUAUUAUAUGUUGAGAUUUUACUAUAUUAAAAAUUAAAUGCACUUAAAGCCCAUCAGCAGGCGGAGCAGACUGUUUUGGCACAAAGGUGAUUGUUUACAACUUUGUUUAAAAAAAAAUAAACAUGAGCCUGCAGUGGUUUAUCAAAUUUUAAUUAUUGCAGAAUGUGUGACAGAGUUCAAUAAAUGUAUCUGAUUUCCCAAA
Molecule: messenger RNA, 4265 nt
Organism: Epinephelus moara (kelp grouper)
Lineage: Eukaryota; Metazoa; Chordata; Actinopteri; Perciformes; Serranidae
Gene: polr2m
Product: RNA polymerase II subunit M
Exons: 18
Coding region: 410-3703 (1097 amino acids)
Biological process (GO): intracellular signal transduction; transcription elongation by RNA polymerase II
Cellular component (GO): nucleus; intracellular anatomical structure
Molecular function (GO): transcription elongation factor activity
Source: RefSeq, a predicted model, not a curated record